CCGCGGGAGGGGCCGGGCCGGGCGGAACUCAAGCCCCCCCCCCCGCGGGGGUUGUGGGCCUGGCCGGGCGGCCGCUCGAGGCGCCUCAGGCGGGCGCGGGUCACGUGGCGAGCCCCCCCCCACGCGCGCUCCAACGGCCCCUCCGCCGCCGCCGCCGCCUCCCGGGAGAGCAUGGGGGCCCCUCCGGCGCUGCUGUGGCUGCUGCCAGGGCUGUUGCUGCUGCUGCUUCCCCCGCCCGGGAAAGGCGACUCCGAGCCCCAAUGUAAUUUAUAUGCUUUGCCUGGAUGCCCAAGAAACUUUAAUCCAGUCUGUGGGACUGAUGGAAAAACAUACCCAAAUGAGUGUGUACUUUGCUCUACAAACAGGGAGGAGAAGAGGAGCGUUCAGAUUUCCUACAAAGGCUCAUGUUCAUGAGACAAGCUUUGAGGGAAGACAGUACAAGUGUAACCGACUAAGAAGUGGAAACCAUAUUUUAAAAGUACCUUCCAAGCAGCUAAAAUAGAUACACUCUGUUUAGCCCCUAUCCAGCUUUGAAUAUGUUUAAUACAGCUGUUUUAUUGGGGGAAAAACGGUGUGUGGCUUCUUCAUUGGUAGGGAGAGGGAGUGCACAUGUCAUAUGUUGUUGUUUGGGAGGGUUAUGUGUUGAUGUCACAAUCUUAGGAAAUGUUUUUUAAAAUUAAAGCUUUUGUUGCAACAUAAAUGACACCGUAAACAUGUUGUGGA
Eublepharis macularius is the source of this 723-nucleotide messenger RNA. It is a transcript of the gene SPINK2, whose product is annotated as serine peptidase inhibitor Kazal type 2. The record is from RefSeq and is a predicted model, not a curated record. Gene Ontology annotation, molecular function: protein binding; serine-type endopeptidase inhibitor activity. The transcript is spliced from 4 exons. NCBI's taxonomy places the organism in Eukaryota, Metazoa, Chordata, Lepidosauria, Squamata, Eublepharidae. The coding region runs from base 172 to 414 and encodes 80 amino acids.